AUGGGCGACACACAGAAGAGCAAGCUUCAUCAGGAAAGUCCUGUGAGAGCUGAACUGCAUCUGUUCCCCUCCAGAAAGCUCACAGGAGAUACCCUCCAGGUUGCCGAUCAAAGACAGGACUGCUGGCAGGAGCUGGAGACAGAAAAUGAGGUGGAGACGACUUUUGGAAAGAGACGGGGAAUGGUAACUCCCCGUGGGAUGGAAGUCUGGGAGUGUGAGGACAGUGGCAGAGCCCGUAUCAGCAAGGUUAUCCUUGCUGGGGACAAGCCCGACCCACCCAUGUGUGGGAAUGGUGCCAUUUGGAUUCAGCAGGUGGGAGAGAAAACCUAUGAAUGUCCCGAGUGUGGGAAGAGCUUCAGCCGGAGCUCGUACCUGAGCCAGCACCAGAGGAUCCACCUGGCAGAGAAACCCUUCAGCUGCUCUGAAUGUGGGAAAAGUUUCACCCGCAACUCGGACCUGAUCAAACACCAGCGGAUCCACACCGGCGAGAAGCCCUACCAGUGCAACGAGUGCGAGAAGACCUUCAGCCAGAGGUCCAAUGUGAUCAGGCACCAGCGGACCCACACGGGAGAGAGACACUACCAGUGCAACGAAUGCGGGAAGAGCUUCAGCCAGAACUCACAUCUCAUCGUCCACCAGCGAAGCCACAAGGGUGAGAAACCCUUUAAUUGCCCCCGGUGUGAGAAAAGCUUCAGUGACCGCUCCUCCCUGAUCAUACACCGGAGAGUCCACACCGGAGAGAAGCCCCACAAGUGCCAGGAGUGUGGGAAGCGUUUCCGGGACAGCUCGGCCAUCAUUCGGCAUCAGAGGAUCCACACGGGAGAGAAGCCGUACGAGUGCACUGAGUGCGGAAAAACCUUCCGGCAGAGCUCCUCGCUGGUAACCCACAUGCGAACACACACUGGCGAGAAACCCUACAAGUGCCCCGUGUGCGGGAAGGGCUUUAGCCAGAGCUCGGCGCUCACCACUCAUCGCCGGAUCCACGGCGGGAAGGUCUUGCCCAUGUACCACGGCGGCCUCCUGCCCAGCCCCUACCAGUGCGCUGAGUGCGGCCGGAGGUGCAGCGACCGCUCCACGCUGGCCAAGCACCAGACCACGCAUGCCGAGGAGCGGCCCUACAUCUGCGUGGAGUGCGGGGACAGCUUCCGUCGGAGCUCGGCUCUCAACGUGCACCUGAGGAUCCACCGCGGGGAGAGACCCUACAAGUGUGAGGAGUGUGGAAAAACGUUCAGGCACAGCUCAGCCCUUGGUGCUCACCUGAGGAUCCACGCAGGAGCCAAGCCCUACGAGUGUGGCGAGUGUGGGAAAAGCUUCCGGAAAAGCUCGACGCUUAAAGUGCAUUUGAGAAUCCACGUGGCCAAGAAACCUUAUAAAUGUACGGUGGGUAGGAGAACGCUCUCUUCCCACUCACUUCUGCCAUAGGGCUGGAGCGGGUGUUCGGAGCAGGAAACAAAAGCAGUGUUUGGGUGCACCUGAAAAAGGUGGGUGAUGAGAACCACGGUGGGAAGGGACUGGCUGGAGACGUGGUAACUCUGGUGUCAGGGGUGGGUGCUUAACCCCAGCGGCACAAAAACCAUUAGGAGGUCUGGAAGCAGGGAGUUAGUCUCAAGAGCUGAGCGCUGGUGGUUCAGGAAGAGUGCUGAGAGCCUGAGGAAGGGGCACCAGCUUCUGGGUAAAUCGGAGACUGUGAACAUGCGGUAGAAUAACAACUGGGAGAAUCAGGCUUGUAAAAUAACUUUUCAACUAAAACGAAGAUCAAAAUAAAAAGUUCCAGGUUGGUUCUGACUCAAAACUUUGGCUUGUUAGACAGUGCAGUAGUCUUAGGAACUUUCUUUCUUUGUUACCUUCCCUUAUUUUUCAUGAAUGUAGUAAGUUUACCCAGAGCUUGACAAGGCGCUUCCAAAUCUUUUGAGUCUAAGACUUUGGAGCUGAACUUCAAUCUAUUUGGCUUUUCUUCCUCUUUUCCGAAUCUUACAUGGGACAAUGAAUACCUACCUCCGCACGCAAAGCCUGAGGGACAUGAUAGCCGAGUAAUGCAAAACCGUCAUGGCUGUUCCCAGAAAACAUGGAUGCGCAAGCAUUUCCAGUUGGAACGCCACCCAUUACUAGUCUGUGGCAGUUUCUCCCAAAUUUGUCCUUGCUGGUUUGAUGCACCUUCCAACACGGGACAUCAACAAAACACGGGCAAAAAUGUGGCCUUAUCUUACUUA
This is a messenger RNA of Aptenodytes forsteri (emperor penguin), 2210 nucleotides long. RefSeq names its product zinc finger protein 501. Gene Ontology annotation, cellular component: nucleus. Gene Ontology annotation, biological process: regulation of transcription by RNA polymerase II. Gene Ontology annotation, molecular function: DNA-binding transcription factor activity, RNA polymerase II-specific; RNA polymerase II transcription regulatory region sequence-specific DNA binding. The coding region runs from base 1 to 1422 and encodes 473 amino acids. The record is from RefSeq and is a predicted model, not a curated record. The transcript has a single exon. Lineage: Eukaryota; Metazoa; Chordata; Aves; Sphenisciformes; Spheniscidae.